Molecule: messenger RNA, 5142 nt
Organism: Mya arenaria
Lineage: Eukaryota; Metazoa; Mollusca; Bivalvia; Myida; Myidae
Exons: 21
Coding region: 20-2710 (896 amino acids)
Biological process (GO): response to endoplasmic reticulum stress; protein folding
Cellular component (GO): endoplasmic reticulum
Molecular function (GO): protein disulfide isomerase activity
Source: RefSeq, a predicted model, not a curated record
GAUACUGUGGAGUUUUCUGAUGGUCCUUAUUUAUUUACACUCAUGUGCCUACGGUUACAGUUCUGUUUACCCGGACAUGCCAACUCACGUUUUACAGCGGCAUAUUAAAGUUUCAAGGCAUCAACCUAUAUGUGUGAUAUUUAGACACUCAGGACAAGGUUCAAAGCUGGAAAAACUGACAUCAGAAUUCUGGAAGAAAAGAGAUCAAGCGGGAAACUUCACGAAAUGGCAGGUUGGAGCAUUCAGUUCAGAUGUGAAUCAACUUCCUCCAAAUAACCAGGAACCAAACCAUAUACCUGCUGUCAGGUGUUACCUUGGUGAAACUUCAACGUACCAGUAUGGGGGAAAACUUGGAAAAUCUCCUUUAUUGGACUGGUUCAAUGCAUUGUGGCAAGUAUAUUCAGAACAGAGUGAGGAUGUGACAUCAGCUCGUAUUACUGAAGCACAGAUGACCCACAACAUUGUGCUCCUGGCAUUUCCAGAUGGCCCUCGCCAUCACGAGGUGGAGGAUAUGGUGCAUGGACUUGCCAGAGAGUAUGAAUCCUGCAAAGCAAUGGCUAUUCAUUUGACCUCUAAGGAAGUGACAGGACUGCGACAGAAGUACGGGGUUAACAGAUAUCCCUCAGUCGUCAUCAUCCAUAAUACAGGUGAUAAUGGUUCACUGCACGAGGACUUUCGCGUGUUCUGGGGGCAGGAAGUUAAUAGACACGUUUUGCGAGUGUACAUCGAAGCCAGAAGUGUCCCUGUUCCUUAUCUUGACUUUACUGGAAUGGAGAGUAUGCUAGCUGACGAUCCUGAACACGAGUUUUCCCCUGUUCUUGUGUGUUUCUACGCUCACUGGGCCCACGAUGUACACGGAUAUCUGAAUGUUUUCAAUGACUCCGUGAAAGCUUUUAGAGACGAGGGCAUCCGUCUCAGAUUUGGUGUUAUAGACCUGGUUAAAGACUCUUCCAAAAAAGUGUCGAUACGCUACCUGAAGUCCGGCUACAUGAAGUUUGUGCCAUUCCUUGUUUUGUUUUCUAAAGACACCAACUCCAACAUUGAAACUCAAGUUUUCCACAUUGGGCGCCCCUACCCCUGGGAUAUGUUGGAGUCGCUGUCAGCCAGUGGGGUGAUCAUUCAAGGCCUUGACACAGCCGGGCCUUUCCGAAAGCCUUGGGGACAUGUUGGACCUGACCAGUACUGUGGGCUUCUAGAAGGCCCUAAUGGAACUGAAUGUGUGAACUGGGCCCACAACAUGACUGACAGUGACCCAUAUAUUCACCCGGCAAUUGUUGUCAAGAAAAAAGUCAUGCCAAAGAAGAUCGCCAUUAAAGAGGCGCAAAAAGAAAAGACAUGGCAUGAUGUGUUUGACACGGAUGCCCUGGAAAAGAAAAUGGAAGUGCAUGCUGGGAUUCCUGUCGUUACCAAGGCAACAUGGACGGAGAUCAUUGAGAAAUCCCACGCCCCACGCCAUGUAUUCUAUAAGGCGGGAAAAUGGGCGGGAGAAGUCGCAAAAGUGUCUUUGGUUGUGUACGUCAUGGCAGAUUGUGGAAAUUGCCGAAGAAAUAAUCAAACUUUUCUCGACAUUCAGACUGCUGUUCGUCACAUUGAUGGAGGGUCAAUGUACUAUGUGAACUGUACAGCUGAGCCCAUCCUGUGCCGUAACCAGAAGAUUCGAGGAUUUCCAACUAUCGUUGCAUAUCGGGGUCUUGGCUGGUUACGUCCUGGGGAUUGUCUUACUAAGACAGCUGCGGCACGUUUUGGGAGUUCCGUCAGAAUUGAUUAUCAUGGAGUCAUCAGAACUGAAGCGGUUCUAGACUGGUUUUCCCGAGUAGCUGACAGUGCCGUUACUGACCUUCCAUCUUCAGACACCCUCCCAGACUUUCAGGAUAAAGAUGUUAAGUUGGUUGCCCAGGUUGCAGAAGGUGAGAAAGGCUGGGAUUUUCAGUGUUUACGUCUGCUGUGUGAGCAUUUACACCCAGUUGUUGACUGCUACAGUGUGACAGAGGGGCAGUCAACAAAUAUCACUGGAAUGGUUGUAAAUGAGUUGAUGAUGGAGCGUCGUGAUGGGGCCAGCGUUGUAUUGAUGAAGCGAGGAGUUGGGUUAGAUGUGACCUUGGAAAGCAUGGAUGAUAACCGCAUACAUCAGUUCCACAUGCCACACAGGUACCCCUUGUUGGCAGGGAAAACAUGUGAGGAUGACAGUGGAAGGUGUACAGGGCUGCUGGCUGACUUCAUUCUGGACCAUGCUCGUCUUCCUGUUACUACUAUUACAAAUGACCUGUUUCACACAGCAACAAGUAUUUACAAAGAAGAGAACCUGCCAAUACUAAUAGUCAUGGGUUAUGCUGACAACUUUACUGAUUCCUCUGCCUUCUACCAGGCAAUAACUGAGGUGGCUUAUGAGAUGUACGGCAGAGUCGCUGUGAUGACACUUGAUGCAGGACGAUAUUCGGUCUGGGCCACGCAAUUUGUACCCAAGCUUUAUGGACACUCCAGAGUCUUUGCAGAAUCUGCACGGCCCGAUGACCCGGAUCCAUUGUCCAUGUACAUUUACCCACGUCUCGUGAUCGUAAAGCGAGAGGACCACAACCAUGCAGCAUUCUACCCUCCACUAUCACGCAGGAGAGCGAAAAGGGAGGAGUUUUCAGGGGAGAUAAUUCUGGAGUUUGUGAAAGAUUACUUAAAGAAUCCAAGGAAGUGGAUUGUUGAUUCAGAACACUUCUAGGGAUACUCAUAGCAUAGAUGUAUUCAGAGUGGAGGCUGUUAUAUUUGUCAUUCUUAAAGUGAACAUUCAGACCUCCUUAGCCAUUUUUUAUCGAAAACAACCUCCGAUGUAAAUGGACAAUGUCAGAAAUCUUCACAUCUAACUACUCUGCAAGUAGAUUGCAUAGUAAUUUCAACAUAGCAUUUAGAACUAAGACUAUGAAAAAUACAUGUUUGAUUUUAAAUUAUGAAACAUACAUUAAUUAUUAUAUCAAGCAAAUAAUUUGUUUUGAGAAAUGAAAGUUAUACAGUAUGGUUAGUAUUGCUGUAUGUUACAUUAUAUAUCAUUAUUUUUGUAUGAUACAUUUUGACAACGCUCAAUGUGUUAGCAUUCCGUCCUUUUUACAAAGUUUUUGAUGUAUUUAUUUGUUUAUUUUCUUUUCUGAAAUGUUUUGAUUAUAAUAUAUUCAUGCACAGAAAACUGCCGGUAUAUAUAACAUAUAAUUAUUUGGUUAUGUCAUUGACUUUUUAUACAGAAUGAUAUGUACACAUUUUUUUUAAAAAUAAAUCAGAAAUGCAUAUUAUUUGGAAACAUUUUUGAUUUUUUUUAUAAUUGCAUUUUUGGUGGUUGUAAAUUAUAAAAAGGUUAAUGAAUUUACUGGAUUUUUUUAAAGAUGAUUAUCUAAAAGGCUUGUUCAUCCAAAUGUAUACCUAGCAUACCUGAAAGGUAAACAAAACAUUCGUUGUUUUAGUUCAACUUUCUGUACUUAAGUCAAUUUUAUUCAUCUACUAUGUCAUUUAAUGUUUUUUUCAAAUGAUUAAUCAUGUUCAGGCAUUCUAGCAGCUGGUGAUUUUCCAUUAUGAAAAAUAGCCGAUGUUCUGCUUGAGUCUAAAGCAGGGUUACGGGGCAAUGACCCCUUUUUGAAAUUCCUUUAAAAUCAUUUAUAUUCAUUUCAAGGUAACUUUCAGUUUUUUUUAAUGCAAAUGUACAUGCGACACAAAUCUAUUACUACAGUUACUGUACAAUUGUCAAAUUAAAAGCCGUCGAUCCUGAUUUUAGGACUUAUCCUGAACUUAAGAACCCCUGUAUGUUAAAAUGUUUGGGAGUAAUUUAUUAAGCUGUUAGUAAUGAUUUACUUUUGAUGAUUAAAUUGACUCCUCCAGGCCUUAGUGUUUUAAUAGUAGUUAUUUCCCUUUGUCCAUUAACUAAUGAACUAAUCCACGUUCACUGUACUGUACUGUACUGUAUCCUUAGUUGUCAAACUUGAAGUCAUUUAAUAUAAUUUUCAUGCUUUUUUAAUGUUUUUAAAAUUAAAGACCAAAUAUUUGUUAUAGUUUAUCUAACAUAAUGUGUAGUUAGAGCCUUUUUUGAUAGAGUAUUUUUCAUCAUCCAAAAAAAUCAUUGAUAUUAUCUAUUAUCUAAAUUUGGUGAUGUAAUGUGCAUUUAUCCAGUGAUUUACAGCCUUGAAAAGCUGUUUCCCUGUGCGAUAAUGUUUCCAUUUAUAUACAUAUUUAUAUUUAUACUUCCUAAUUUGGUAGGCACUCAGUUUCCAUGAAUGAAUAAAUGAGGAAAGUAUUUCUUAAAAAAACAAAUAAGUUCUUCACAAUUCCCACUCUUUAUAUGCAUAAAAAAGAUGAAACAUGUACAUAUGCUAUCAUUUCAGCUAUGUUGGCAUGUUUUUGCAUUUUCCCAAAGUUGGUAAAUUGUCUCAAUUUAAAGGCACUUGAAUAAUAUUUUUUUUAAAGAAAUCACUGUUAUCUUUAUAUUUUUUUUUUGCUUUGAUGUGUAACUGUAUGAGAUUAACAUAUUCAAUCAUGUAUGCAUGUUAGUAAUAUGCUCCUUCCAUUAACAAGAAGCUAUUAUAUUUGUGUUACAUCUUCAUUUUACAUUCAGUUAAUCUAGUAUUCAUGCCACUUUGAAUCAAAACAUUUGGUUUUAUUUAAAAAUUCUGAAAUGUCACAUUGUUUAAUAUAUUUAUGCGCAGAACAUGUACAAUGUUUUCAAUUAAAAGAAUAAAUAUAUAUUUAUUGCAAUAUAUUUCACCUCAUGAACACCAAAAUUAAAUAUUUCACAAGUGGCUAUGUCACUCCUGAAAUACAAAUUUUGACCCUCUUUCAGUGAAAUAUAUUACGAUCUUACACAGAAACAAACAAUGAUCCUCUGUAUAAAGAUUAUGCUGGAUGUAAACUAAUUGUCCAUCGUUAUAGUAAUUUUUUUGAAUAAUGCAUACUUAAACUAUGUUUAUGUACAAUGCUGCUGGUCGGUAUUUCUCCCCCACAGAACAAAACAAACUACGCAAACAAUCCGUCCAAUUUUUCGUCUUAAAGAGAAUUUUCUACAAAUAAUUCCAGUUUGUUGAAUUCUGUAAAUUUCAUUUUUUCGUGCUUUACUUAUUCACUGAUUUAUGUUUGUACUAACAAAUUAACAAAGUUUAGUGAUUUAUGAAUAAAGAA